Messenger RNA from Thamnophis sirtalis, 619 nucleotides. The record is from RefSeq and is a predicted model, not a curated record. NCBI's taxonomy places the organism in Eukaryota, Metazoa, Chordata, Lepidosauria, Squamata, Natricidae.
GCAAUAUGUGGCGCUGGUACCCAGCACAAUCCACAUGGAGACCCCUGAGCACUUCUGCAUCCAGAUAAAAAAUGAGAAGGGAACAGUCAACUUGACUCUCGUGCUGGAACCCGCGAUCAAGGAUUUGAUCCUGAAGCAAAUGACGAUAAAAGAGUCAGAGGAAGAUGAAGAUUUUCUUCAAUGUGAUACUUUCCAGGUUCCCAGGGAGAGCAAUAUUUCUGUUCCAUCGGAAGUUCUUCUCGAGUUCCGUGGAAAUGACUUGACUCACAGUUUCCAGAUCCGCAAAAAAGUGCGGAUUGAGAAACCAAAGCAUCUGGUUUUCAUCCAGACAGACAAACCAAUCUACAGAGCAGGACAGAAAGUUCAGUUUCGCAUCGUUUCUAUGGAUAAAAAGUUCCAUCCCAUGAAGAAGAAGUUUCCAGUUGUGUACAUCCAGAGGUUUAGUAUUAAAACAGCUUGGUUGGAUGUGUCUAAAAAUGAUACUGGCGAUAAAACAUCUGGGAAUGUGAUUUUGAAUUCUGGCAUUUUACUUGACCAGAGACAAAGAGACUGGGGCAAAAGAAAAAAAUAUACAGACUAUGAGCAAUCACAGGCUAUCAUGCCACUUUCAACUCACUGA